AUGGAUUUCAACUCCUCUUUUAUCUUGCAGUGCCUGCUUGUGAUAGUAACUGUUACUGGUGCCUCUGCUUCCAGGAUUGUUGCACUGAGCGGCAGCUCAGCAGUCUUCUCUCUGGGAAUUCAAAGCCUGCAGAGCAUCUCUGAAAUAAGCAAGGGCAAUGCAAAAUGCUCAAUGGCUGUGUUGAACAACACCUUGUUGGCCAAGUGUGGCACUUCUUCUGCUAGAUGUCUGAACUUGCAGAACGGUUCUCUGGUACUGAGGAACGUGCAGAAAGAGGAUGAAGGAGAAUACGAGUUUGUUUUUCACAACACCAGCAAAUUUUUUGUAUUGGAGGUGUCUGAGCCCGCCAUUAGUAUCCGGUGCUUCCCUAAUGGGACUGGAGAGUUGACCUGUGAUGUGAUUGGCAAUGAGAGCACUGGGUUUAUGUGGCUGCUGAAUGGUACUGCACUGGAUGCCCCUGAGGCUUGCGUUAAGGAUGGUGGGAAGAAGGUUCGCCUGGACAAAACCGUGUCUGGGGACUUUGUCUGUGAGAUUCACCGUGGGAAUGGGAUCACGAGAAGCAGACCCAUUGCACUAUCCUGCGACUACUACGACCUGCUACAGAAUCCAUGGUUCUUUUACAUUCUGUCAGGAUGUGCAGGAGGUGCAGUCAUUCUGGUCGUCAUUGUGUCUUCUGUUAUAUGCUGCUGCAUGAAGAGGAAACACAAGUUCAUCCCAGUGCCUUCAGAGGAGGAAAAGGAUGACGGAGUAACAAUGUCAGUGGUCUCCAGUGAAGGUGUAAAGAGUCCCCCCAAUGGAGAUCAUGUUGAUGCUCAAGCUGUCCAAACUGACUGCCCUCUAAAGCCUGAUGCUGCCCAGACUGGUCAAGGUCUUGAGCCCCAACCCUUGAUGGAAGAAAAUAUCCCGGUGGAGGCUGAGCCUGAGGAAAUGCCAGAACCAGAGGUCAUAGUUGAUGUUGAAAGCCAGGGAAAUACGUCGGACUGUUUCCCAGAUCCAACUGAUGCCUGA
Messenger RNA from Rhea pennata, 1008 nucleotides. RefSeq lists its product as uncharacterized. Lineage: Eukaryota; Metazoa; Chordata; Aves; Rheiformes; Rheidae. The transcript is spliced from 6 exons. The record is from RefSeq and is a predicted model, not a curated record. The coding region runs from base 1 to 1008 and encodes 335 amino acids.